Sinocyclocheilus anshuiensis is the source of this 1956-nucleotide messenger RNA. Its product is annotated as mitochondrial fission regulator 2-like. Bases 188 to 1216 code for a protein of 342 amino acids. NCBI's taxonomy places the organism in Eukaryota, Metazoa, Chordata, Actinopteri, Cypriniformes, Cyprinidae. The transcript has 9 exons. Gene Ontology annotation, cellular component: mitochondrion. The record is from RefSeq and is a predicted model, not a curated record. Gene Ontology annotation, biological process: mitochondrial fission; aerobic respiration.
UCUCCCGACCAAUCACAAGCGCUCUCACGCAAAGAGCUUUAUUUGAGUUUACCCGCACGGAAAGCGUGAUACAAGGAAGAGAAUUGAAUGGAAUGCAGCUGAUUUGAUCCUUGAGGUCACGUGGAGAAGUUUGCUGCAGUGUGGUGUUGGUUCGUCUGUCAGCAGAAAUCCAGCGUGGAAGCGGUCAAUGUCUCUGCUGGAAGACAUCGCCGACCUGCUGAGAUGUGUCCUGGAGUACUUUGGAGUGCCAGCUGACAUGUUGGUUCCAGUAUGGGACAGUACAUAUUGUGGACAGUACCGGAGCAUAGUCCGUAUGAUUGGGACAAACCUUCCCCUCUCUCCUCAGCCCCGACUGCGGUUUCAGAUUCCUUUGCAGACAUUCAAUAGACACGGCCAUAUUGACGUGAUGGUGGACACUCCAGCCAUUCCUACAUUAGCGGAUGUGCUUUGGCUGGUGGAGGAUGAAGGGGACAGCCACACUAAAUUCAGGAAUGUCGUCCCGUUGAGGAAAGCUUUUGAGAUUCCCUCAUUGGGGUCUGAACAUUCAUUGUCCGUGUCCGUCCCGGCUCAGAGGGGAGGCAGGGCACUGGGACAGGGCACCCAGCCAGAGGCCCUGCAGAAGAUCUCCGCUCUGGAAGAGGAACUGCAGAGACUACGCGCACAGAUCGCUAUGAUAGUCUCAGCUCCAGCAGGCCCUUCCGUUCUUCCAGCUGAUCCUGGCACUCCAUGCUCUACUCCUCUACCAGUUCCUGUCCUCACUUCCACUCCUGUCUGUCCUCCACCGCCACCUCCACCACCACUUCCUCCUCUGGCUAUGGGCAGCUGUGUGGAGGUGUCUGUGUCAGAUGUGAUUCGACAAAGACAGUCAGCAAAAAGAGAAAAGCUUGCACAGUGUGGUCCAUCUGCAGGUACAGUGGCUGCUGCCCUGCCUUCCAUGUUAGAGGUGCUGAAAGACAUGAAUCAAGUCAAACUGCGUUCUGUGGAGAGAUCUCCAGGUGGAACUCCAGUAAGGAGACGGAGAAGUAAAGGUUUAGCAUUUUCAUCUGAUCCAGCAGCUCUUAUCGCUGAAGCACUGAAAAGGAAGUUUGCACACAAACAGCGGGACGAUUCGUUUGGUAAAGAGAACUGCUCUGCUGAACCCUCACCUUUCAGCAGUCCAGACACUCCCAGGAUUCUCCCUCACUCCAGACGCAGCCAGGGACGCAUUCACCUUUGACCCUCAACCUUAAAGUCUUUCAGGAACAAAGUUGUGUCAUGGACUGAUGUGACAGACAUAUUUAUUUUUAAUGUUGGUUGCACUGUCUCUCUUUCUCCUUCCCCUUUCUCUCUGAAUUAAUCACAUGGGCCUCCAUCUGAGUACACUGUGCAUGUUUUUGAGAUUUAUGUGCAUACAUCAUAAUUUUUGUACAUGCUGAUUUUUAUUUGUAAAUAUUAUGUACAAUGGGCUUCUUAAUUGUGAAUGACUAGUUAUGAGUAUUGAGACAGGAUGGCAUUAAUUGUAAGAUUCUUAAUCUUAUAAUGCUACAGGUCAGUUUCUUUCAGCCACCAAUGUUGUAUAUAAUUAUGGUGUGAUCUAUGCAAUGCUUCUUUUUUUUUAUACAGAUUUUUUUUUAAGCCUAGUUGAACUAACAAGUUCUCUGAACAAAAUAUCAGUCUAAGUUUCGAACUUGAUGGCACUUGAUUUGCUAAUUAUUUGUUCAUCCAUAUUUCUCCCGUAUUUUCAUCCUUUCCUACAAAGCGCAAAUGCAGUAUCAUAUUCAGAAGCAAUAAACAAGUUAUAAGCCUUUCAGAUAUGUUCAAAGUGUGUGCUAUUGCAUAAUCUAGUUUAUUAUACAGCUGUAUGGAAUACUUAAUUCUGACUGGUUAGUUGCACCAUCCAGCAGUCUGAUUUCCUGAUUUCUUGUAUACAUGUGUAUAUAUAUCCUUAUCCAGGUAACUGAAACUGAUGCUACACAC